Messenger RNA from Drosophila navojoa, 273 nucleotides. Its product is annotated as papilin. Gene Ontology annotation, molecular function: serine-type endopeptidase inhibitor activity. The record is from RefSeq and is a predicted model, not a curated record. Lineage: Eukaryota; Metazoa; Arthropoda; Insecta; Diptera; Drosophilidae.
AUGAAAUUCAUUCUGCUCCUCGCUUGUCUCUGCCUCUACGUGGCCACGCUUGAGGCUCAGUUUGGCUAUUGUAGAGGCUACGUGCGUAAGAAUUGUUUUGGAGGCAAGAACGAGGGCCAUGCGAGAUAUUCCAUUUGCCUCCUGAACGCCAAUGCAAGAAUGUGGUGGUAUAACAGCACGUCCCAAUCCUGCCAGAAUAUGGCAUACAGGGGCUGCGGCGGCAACACCAAUCGCUACUGCGACCAGAACUCUUGCCUCAGGUACUGCACCUGA